Messenger RNA from Batrachochytrium dendrobatidis JAM81, 1437 nucleotides. RefSeq lists its product as uncharacterized. Gene Ontology annotation, biological process: transmembrane transport. NCBI's taxonomy places the organism in Eukaryota, Fungi, Chytridiomycota, Chytridiomycetes, Rhizophydiales. The transcript is spliced from 4 exons. The record is from RefSeq and is a predicted model, not a curated record. Gene Ontology annotation, molecular function: transmembrane transporter activity. Bases 1 to 1437 code for a protein of 478 amino acids.
AUGAAACUGGGUGUUUACUAUGUAUUCAUUCUCAAAGAUAUAUUGCAUGUGCCAGACAACAUCAUCGGAUAUACAAGUGGCUCGCUCGUGUUCUACGAUCAAAUUGGAACAUUGGUUGUCAUCACCUUUUGGGGUGUUCUUUCCGAUUCAUUUGGGCGUCGCCCCAUAUAUGUCAUAGGCUACACUCUCAUCGGCAUUACGUUUAUAUUAUAUCCGCUGACACAAAACGUUUACCCUCAGUUGCUUCUUUUAAGACUAUUGUUCUGUAUAGGCGGUGCUGCAGUAUCUACCAUGAUUUCUGCUGUUUUGGCCGACAUUGCUGAUGAAAGGGAUCGAGGCAAGAUUGCGGGUAUUUCUGGACUUUUUACUGGUCUUGGCGCACUUAUUGGGCUUUUUGUAUUUCUUCGCAUUCCGGUGAUGAUCGGCCAUACUGGUAAUGGUCUUAGAAACUCUUACUGGAUCAUUGCCGCGAUUUCCAUUGUUUUGGCAGUGGUGCUAGGUUUUACUCUACCUUCUCCUAAGCUUGUACGAGAAAUUAUGAAAAAACAGUUGCAGCAAGAGGGAGACUUGACGACAUUGCCUGCACGCUCAGCAAACCCCACGCCAUCUACAUCUGCAUCCACUUGUUCUGUCAAUACUCACGAAAACUCGUUGGCUGAAAGUUCAACGCCAUUGCCCAACACUUUGCAAAAAAUCUCGAAUGCCAGUCUUAUGGGGCAUUUUACAGCAAUAUACUCACUUACGCGAGAUGGUUUGCGUACCGUUGUUCGCGAUCCACGCCUUAUCCUUGGCUUGAUUGGUAGCUUCCUUGCGCGGGGUGAUACCAUAACUGUAACACUAUUUAUUCCUUUAUGGGUGUAUAAACACCAUGUCAUGAGUGGUGAAUGUGAGGGUAAUUCUCCAGAUACUUUAGAAGUCAGUUGCCCUAAAGCGUAUAUUGUUUCAUCUAUUCUUACUGGUGUGAUUCAGACAUUUGCCCUAGUUGGUGCUCCUAUAUUUGGUUUUAUUACAGACAUUGUGUAUCCUCCAUUAUUGAUGCUGAUUUCAACUGUUUUGGCAAUGGCUGGAUACCUUUUAUUGUUUUUAUCUACUUCGCCGGGAUCCAAGCUUAACUACUUUACAGCUUUUUUAAUCGGAUUUGGCGAGAUUGGUCUUAUUAUUGUUUCUCUCACACUUGUGACAUCGGCUAAAAGCAUGCCAAUUCAUCUCCGUGGAAGUAUUUCAGGGAUAUCUAGUUUUUGUGGAGCAUCUGGUAUUUUAAUUGUGUCAAAAGUCGGCGGAUUGCUUUUCGAUUCGUGGACACCUGGCGCUCCUUUUUUGGUCAUCUCAUUAAUGCACAUACUGUGUGUUGCUUCCUCUGUCACAGUGAUAUGUUUAGAGUAUAAGAAAGUAUGGGGUGUGUCUCGUAUAACUACAUCAAAUACUGCAUCGGCUUAA